AUGGCCUGCUGCGCUACUAGUUUCUGUGGCUUUCCCACUUGCUCCACUGGUGGCACCUGCGGCUCCAGCUGUUGCCAGCCCAGCUGCUGCCAAUCCAGCUGCUCCCAGUCUAGCUGCUGCCAGCCCAGCUGCUGCCAGUCCAACUGUUGCCAGCCCAGCUGCUGCCAAUCCAGUUGCUGCCAACCUAGCUGCUGCCAGACCAGCUGCUGCCAGCCCAGCUGCUGCCAGCCCAGCUGCUGUGGUACUGGCAGUGGCCAGGAGGGUGGCAGUGGAGGCGUGAGCUGCCGUGUCAGGUGGUGCCGCCCUGACUGCCGCGUGGAGGGCACCUGCCUGCCCCCCUGCUGUGUGGUGAGCUGCACACCCCCAACCUGCUGCCAGCUGCACCAUGCCCAGGCCUCCUGCUGCCGUCCAUCCUAUUGUGGACAGUCCUGCUGCCGCCCAGCCUGCUGCUGCUACUGCUGCCCACCCUGCUGCUCUGAGUCUAGCUGCUGUGAGCCUACCUGUUAA
This is a messenger RNA of Arvicanthis niloticus (Nile rat), 507 nucleotides long. NCBI's taxonomy places the organism in Eukaryota, Metazoa, Chordata, Mammalia, Rodentia, Muridae. The record is from RefSeq and is a predicted model, not a curated record.